GGGCGACUUUGGUCACACUGCAAAUCCAUAGAGUAACCAUGGUAACAGUCUGGUUAGUGAAGCAUAAACGAAGAGAGGUGAACACCUGACACACUGCCAACUUGACGCACAGCCCGUCUACCUGCCUCUGCCGUAAACAGCGCUAGGAGCUGAAUCUUUUUGCUUCAAUACACUUCAAUUGCACUUUUAAGUGGCACCAGUUUACUCUCAUAUUUCCAGUAAUGAGAUUCCGAAAAGGAAUUAUUUCAUAACAUUAAGAAGCUUGUAGUUCAACGUUGAUAUUGUGAGGAACUGGUGAAUCGAGGGAUGAAGUUACCUGUCUGGGACCAGGGCCAGUGGGAGGCAGCCUGUUUGGUGUUAUGGGGAUUUGCAGUGUGUGUGAGGGGUGGGUUUGUGAAGCCUCCUCCAUCCUUUGCAUUGUGGUCCUUGACGGAGGGUGAGACGCGGCUGCCCUGUCAGUACCAGGUUCAGGAGGACGAGCAGGUAGUUCAGGUCAGCUGGAUCAAGGAGCUACCUGAUGGCACCAAGGAACAUAUCAUCACCGCCCACCGCACAGAGGGACAGACAGAGUUUGGGCGGUACUCUGGGAGAGUGAGGUUUGAGAGCCGUCGCUCCAUGGUGAACUCUGCUCUGCUCAUCCUGACCACGGAGGAGUCUGAUGAGGGGAAAUACAUCUGUCACAUCAGCACAUUCCCCUAUGGGAACUUUGAGAGGAAGCUGUCACUCACUGUGUGGACCUUCCCCAUCUCCUCUCUGGACCCGGUGGUUCUGGAGGAGGGCCAGUCCUUCCGCGUGGCUGCCUCCUGCCGCUCCGUGGCCUGCCCUGCACCCCGCCUGACCUGGGACACGGACCUUCCUGGCCAGGCCCAGAACCGCAGCUCCGAGGGCGGGGUCGUGUCCACUCACUUCUCCCUGCACCCCCUGAGGAGCAUGAAUGGCAUGCGGUUGGACUGCCUGGUCUGGCACCCUGCUCUGGAACAACCCCGCAGGAUCAGCAACCGCCUGGUGGUGCAAUUUCCCCCAGAUGCAUCUGUCACCGGCUUUGAUGGCAACUGGUACAUGGGACUGAAGGGAGCUGAACUCCGUUGUGAGUCUGGAGGAAACCCCAAACCAAAAAACUUCACCUGGACCAGGGAUGGUAAGGCUCUGCCAGAUGGCCUGACUGUGGAUGGAGCAAGGCUUCUGUUUGGCCGAGCCCUGAGACAGAAUGACACUGGAGUUUAUGAAUGUGUGGUGAACAACGGCAUUGGGAAAAGGAAAGUAGAAUGUAACAUCACAGUUACAGAGACAUCUCGGAGUGUGCAGGAAGUGAUCUUUGACACUCUAGUGAUGAUCAUUAUAGGUGUGGCUGCUGGGGUGUUGGUCAUCGUCAUGAUCAUCGUCAUCAUUUUAGUCAACCGAUACCACAGACGCAAAAACAGCAAAUUAGAGAUGGCGCUUAGCAAAAGGAUGUUAGAAAUCAACACUCUCUCCAGACAGGCCUCCUCCAGGAGACUCAACUCUGUCAGCACAGACCCCAGAGGACAGAAUGAAGACUGUACACUACUCAGACUAGACAGUAGAAUGAAAAAAAGCCUAAUGUCCCUUGAGGACCAUCCCAUCUACAAAGGCAGUCAAUCCACCCUCGGUGGGAAGUGGGGGACGGUUCGAGAGGGUGAUUUGGACUACCUAGGCCGCCCCAUCCUGUACCAAUCUAGCUGGCGCGAGUGCAAAGAGAGUAUGAGGGGGGCUGAGAUGGAGGGAGAAAGGGAAGAGCGCAAACAAAGGGUGGAGUCGUACCUAAAGAGCAGCAAUAUGUCCCUGGCCUAUCUGUUUCUCUCAAUGCCACACAAUAUGUGGCUCUCUAUUUCUCAGGACUCUGGCCUUCCUUCCUCCCUUGUCCCCAUGAAGCCCCAGGAUCAUGAUGGCAGUGUGGGGCCCAUAGACAUCCCCUCAAUGCUCAGCAACCUGAGUGGCCAGAGGGAAGUCAUGACGGAAGGGGAAGACUGGAGCGACAGACAGGACGUGCUGGAGGUUGACGAGGCUGACUUUGACACCAGUUCAUACCAGAUCUCAGAGGCACUCUCCAACCACUUCCACUACAGCAACGGGUUCCUGCGGCCCAAACCACACUCCAACGCCAUCCUCCUACACCCCAGAGGACAGAACAUCUAGACGGGUGAAAGGAGUUUGUUGAAAAAGGAACUGCCCUCUGCUCCACCCUAACUCAAUGGUCAUGGAGGCCUGUUAAAUUGCAGCAUCACUUUGUCAACUGUAAACCUAGUAUUGUCUAAGCACUUAUCAGUUGUGCUUGUGCUGUCAUUUUAGCUAACCUUUUAGUUCUGAUAUACUAAAUAUACCCUACCCUUGUGCGUUAAUGUUAUUUUCAUGUUUCUUUCUAUUUUAAAAAAUCAAAAGGGCUGUUCGAGAGAAUUCUCAUGUUUAUUCGUAAAAGCAUGUCCACUGUUUUUUUCUCCAGAAUUGUUAGUCUCUGGCAUAGUUCUAAAAAGACGAUGGCGAUCCGGCUCUUGAUACCUUCUCUUGAUAGCUUUUGUCAAUAGCUAGGUUUCCAUCCAAUUGGUGACAGAUUUUCAUGUGAAUAUUCUAGAAUCCCCAUAAAAUAUUUGUAUUUCCAACCAGUGUUUACCCCAAACUGACUUGUUUUCAUGUACUGAAUAAAGUUCAAUGCUUUUCCAUCACA
This is a messenger RNA of Oncorhynchus tshawytscha (Chinook salmon), 2680 nucleotides long. Its product is annotated as nectin-4. The transcript has 11 exons. Gene Ontology annotation, biological process: homophilic cell-cell adhesion; heterophilic cell-cell adhesion. Gene Ontology annotation, cellular component: adherens junction. The coding region runs from base 307 to 2154 and encodes 615 amino acids. NCBI's taxonomy places the organism in Eukaryota, Metazoa, Chordata, Actinopteri, Salmoniformes, Salmonidae. The record is from RefSeq and is a predicted model, not a curated record.